This is a messenger RNA of Pocillopora meandrina, 5925 nucleotides long. NCBI's taxonomy places the organism in Eukaryota, Metazoa, Cnidaria, Anthozoa, Scleractinia, Pocilloporidae. The record is from the annotation of a GenBank genome assembly.
AUGGACGGAAAACAACAGGAUGUAAAACGAAAAAAACGGAAACCAGGGAAGCGCUGUUUAGUGAUGUUUUGUAACAAAACAAAUGCAGACGGAGUCAGUCUUCACCAGCUUCCAGCUGAUGAAAGUUUGGGGCGACAAUGGAUUGCAUUUGUGCGAACAACAAGAGAACGUAAUAGUUGGACACCAGGUUCGGGUCACAUUUGCAGCGACCAUUUCUCAGCUGACGACUACGAAAGAUUCGGCGCAAAAGUGGCUGGAUUUAGCUCUAAGCUAGUGUUAAAGAAGCCCGCAGUUCCUUCUAUUCAAGUGUCUCCUACUCCUGAGCAAAUAAACGAAGCUCGAAGAAUAAAAAGAAAACUCUCACUGUCUAACGAAAAAUUGAGGGUAGAAGACUUGAGCUCCGUGAUCACACAGGAGACUUACACUACACCAAAACGACAAAGCCGGGCCUUAUCAAAACUAACGGCAAACAGGGUAUGAGAAAGAUAUUUCUCGCUUCUGCUUAUCUUUGCUUUUGUAGACCUGGUGUCAGUUUAUGUUUGUAAAUUAGUUGCUUUGGUCACUAAAGUAGUAAUGUAUUUUUGAAAAAAACAGUCGGUGGUUGAGUUUGAUUGCAUCUGUGAAGAUAACGUAUCAGUUUCCACAUCGUCUACCAGCACUUGUGAAGCAGUCCUGGAUGAACUACAUGACACAAGAAGUGCUGAAAAUGAAGCUUCUCGUUCAGUUAAGGAACAAGUCGUAACGGCAAACAAGGGUACUUAGAAAGGCAACCGGCGUCCUCCUUGUCGAAGUAAAGGUAUUUACCAUUAACGUACCCUUUAGAAUUAAACCAAUGUUCAGGGGUAAAUCGUAGCGUAACGUUCCCUAUUUUUUGUUUUUUUGGGGGUUUUUUUUUUUAACCCAACAGGUAUACAAGCUACUGCAAGGAAAGCAAUUUUCAUUGAAAAUGGUAUGCAGCGCAACAUUGCCAACUUACCCCCACUAUCUCUUCUACCAACUGAAUGCGAUAGAGAUACCAAAAGAAAAAUUAACCCCAUAAUUCUUGAGAGUGCUGAGAUGGAGCCAUUUGAGGAUGAAGAAGUUGAUGACGAGGAUUAUACUCCUUCUAUAAGUAUAAUCGGAUAUACUAUAUAAUAUACCGGAGGAAGAUGAGAACGAGACCGACUAAGUAAAACCUCAACAGUGAGUAAUAAUCUCCACCUCGUUCCUGGCGUGUCAAGGUCGUUUAAUACUGUCAAGUGUGUUAUUUUUCAGAGAAUUUGUUUCCUGACAUUACAUUGUGACUUUUUUUUAUCAUAAAACUCAGGUCUUGGACGAGUAAAAAGGAAAAUGUGAAACCUUACGUGGAGAGGAAAUUCAUUGUGUUCGAGAAGAACUUGUUGAGCUUGUUUGCUUCCUGCCCAAUAUGUGCUGGUCCUGCAGAAGCGCAUCAAAUAUCAUCAAAGUUAUCGACACUAUGGUUAAAAUCAACCAGCGUUGCGCUGACGAGAAGUCGUGUCAGUUCUCUCAAAUGUGGUUCAGCCAGCCAUUUGUUAAAGGUCAGAUGCCUUAAGGUAACUUAUAGUUGUCAGCCUCUAUUUCAGGUUAGUGCCUUAAUUCGUAGGAAAUGUUGUUUCGUUUUAAGUUAAAUUGAAAGUCAAGAAUUCAAGGCCCUGCACCAGAGCGAAAUGAUUUGUCGGUAUAGUAAGACUAUGUCUGCUCAAUUUGUGUACUUAAUUUCAGUUAUUAUAAGACCAAGUCUCUGUAAGAAUCAAACAUCUUGGGGAAUGAAAAUUUUCAACCCCCCUUCAAAUUUUGCAUGCAGUUAGGUGCUCAAGGGGGAUGCACAAAAAUGCCCUUUUUAAAAGGUCGCAGCACUCUUGUUGCCAUGGUAACAACGACUGCCUGUUCGAGGCCUGAGGCCUCAUUUUCACACAAAAAACGUCGUAAAAAACAUCAUUCAUCUUCACAUUGAUUCAUUCAAUUUUCCCUGAGAGUGAAUGUGAAUGCACCAACAGAUUAUUUAUCUCGGUAAAGUUUCGGUCAUUUUUGUUGUCGGGUAAAACAGGGAAAACGUUUAUCUGAAUUUCUCCAAAAGUACACCGAUUCUGGAACUGAAACUGCCCACCUAGCUGGUUAUAAUAUUCUAGUUUUUAAAUGUGCAAAAAUCUCUGUGGGCCUGCCUCUAAUUUUUAUAGGGGCAAUUCGCGAACGAAGCUUAAAAAUCAGAUAUUGCAUAAUUUGGCAAUGUUUACAUCUAAUGCUCUCAACAACAAAUGUUUCAGAAAAAUGGAACAUGCAAGGCUUUGAAAGAAUGUUAUCUUAUGAGCAAUAUCCCGAUGAGAAAUCUCACAGCUGGCUGUCAUCUUUUAAAAAAAAUUGAUCAACCUUCAUGGAGGACUACUCGACGUAACUACAAACAUGUACCUCUAUUCGUGUGCAUAUCAUCCAGAUUCCGAGUGCUGCACCUUCUUUUAUGGGAAUUUGAGCGAUAUGAAGUCCUCUGAAGAUACAUGUAUGUCAUUUAAAACAUGUUGAAGUUGGCUGAUCUACAAGAAACUAUCCUCACACCGGUCAUUUGUCAUGAACAUGUUCGUUGUCACGAUGGCGUGACGCUGUACGUAUUUCUCUAUGAAGUAUCCAUCGGUCGCCCCAAAGAAGACGAGAAAUGGAAAUUUUUUGAUAUAUCAGCAGAUUUCCGCGCAUUCUGAGUAAAAACAACCCAAAAAAAAAAGAGCGCGAUUGAACGCUCGUAAACACUGAGAAUCUGAGAGCAGAAAUCGCAACUUGUUAGCGGCAGUACUAUAUGUGAAACCCAGUCGCCACACUUGAAAUUUGUACGACUUGCGCGAAAAUCAUCACCGAGAGGAGAUUUUGAACUACUCAGAAUCCCUGCAGUACAGCAAACGGAACAGGGAUUUCAUCACAAUCAAUGUCCAAAAAUUUAGCUUUUUUCAGGGAGUCUUUCACGUGCUCGAACGUUAUAUUGGCUUUGAGCCUUGAGAUUUAUUUCCCUUGACAAUAAAAUGCUAUAGAAAGUGCUUCCAAAUUACAAAGGAACUAUUUUUAGUGUCGCUUGGACCAAGAAAUACAGAUUUGAAAUAAUUAAUGCUGUCACUCAUGAACCAAAGGGCACAAUCUUCUCAGUUAUUAGCUUGAUAAUUUUACUGGACCGAACGAUCUCCUUUUUUUCCCGGUGACGGGGAAAUUUAAAGAGACCUUUUUAGGAAAUUGCGUUAUAUUCAUCUUUCUUUAAGCUUGUAAAAAAAGAUAUUUUGGUGUAACCAUGGGGAGUUUCGUUGAUGGAUAAUAAGUUGUUUGAAAGGUGGAAUCACGACAUUAUGGUUUCAUUAAAUCUUUUAUUUCGAAAUAUUCUUGCACUGCGGCAGUGUUUCUCGUCAUAUCUUAUGCAAAUUUUCUGACAAAUGAUUCGAAAUAUCUUAGUUUCUGUCACAAGGAAAUGAUAACUGCCCGAAUCUGCUAUAAGGAGUUGCCUAUGUCGUUCAAAUUGCGAUUGCAACUGAGUUUUACAUGUAGUAGUGCCGCUGACAAGUUACGAUUUAUACUCUCAGUGUUUACGAGCGUUCAAUCGAAGUUUUCCUGUUUUUUUUUUUUGGUUGUUUUUACUUCAGGAAGCGGAAAUCUGCUAAAAUAUAUGAAAAAUAUCCAUUUCUCGUCUUCUUUGGAGCGACCGAUGGAAAUUUCACGGAGAAAUACAGCAUCGUGAUAACGUACAUGUUUAUGACAAAUGACCGGUGUGACUGCGGAUAGUUUCGUGUAGAUCCGCCGACUUCAACAUGUUUCAGAUGAAAUACAAGUAUAACAGUGUAUCUUCAGAGGAUUUCGGAUUGCUCAAUUUCUCAUGAAAGAAGGUGCAGCACUCGGAAUCUGGAUGAUAUGCACACGAUUUGAGGUAUAUGUUUGUAGUUACGUCGAGUUAUCCUCCAUGAAGGUUGAUCAAUUUUCUUUAAAAGAUGACAACCAGAGACGAGAUUUCUCUUCGGGAUAUUGCUCAUAAGAUAACAUUCUUUCAUAGCCUCGCACGUUUCAUUUGUCUGAAACGUUUGUUGUUGAGAAUAUUAGAUGCAAACAUCGCCAAAUUAUGCAAUAUCUGAUUUUGAGCUUUUUUCGUGAAUUGCCCAAUCAUAUAAAAAGUAGAGGCAGGCCCGCAGAGAUUUUUACAUAUUCAAAAACUAGAAUAUUAUAACCAGCUAGGUGAUUAGUUUCAGUUCCAGAAUCGGUGUACUUUUGGAGAAAUUCAGAUUAACGUUUUCCCUGUUUUACCAGACAACAAAAAUGACCGAAACUGUACCGAGAUAAAUAAUCUGUUGUUGUGUUCACAUUCACUCCCAGGGAAAAUUAAAUGUAUCAAAGUGAAGACAAAUGAUGUUACUAUGUAUGGUAGAAGUGCCAAUUUGUGAUGUUGUAUUUAACUUGAGAUAGAGAAAUAAACAUUUCACUCUUUUUUUGCGACGUUUUUGUACGAAAACGACGCCUCAGGCCCUGAACAAGCAGCCGUUGUUACCAUGGCAACAACAAGCUGCGAAAAUUUUUGGGCAUCCCCCCUGAGCACCUAACUGCAUGCAAAAUUUGAAGGGGGGUUGAAAAUUUUAAUUUCCCAAGAUGUUUGAUUCUUACAAAGACUUGUUCUUAAAAUGCAUUUGAUUGCUUCUCAGGAUCUAGUACUGCUAAAAGCUUAAGGAUGCUGAAGUUAAUGAAUGUAGCAACCAUUUCUGAAUGUACUAGUACCUUCUAUCACCAAACCAGCUCUUAUCGUAAUGCAGUUGUUAUACAGCAGUGAAAGAGCAUCAGCAAGAUCUGAUUAAUGAAUUCCUUGAUAAAAACGAUGAGUUAAUACUGGCAGGUGAUGGGUGCUGCUACUCCCCAGGGUACUCUGCUAAGUUUGGCUCCUUCACAUUGAUUGGAAAGAGGGUCAACAGAGUGGUAGAUUUUCAGCUGGUUCAGGUUUGAAACUUUCCCAUGUAAUGGUUGAAAACUUUAAAGCUAUGGGUUAGCAUUCCUGAUUGCAAAGAUGUUUAUCACUAUUUCUGCAAUAUUAGUAACAGUGAAAAUUUUCUUUCUUCUGCAGAGUAAUGAGGUUAGAAAUAGUGCCUGGAUGGAGCAUGAAGGGUUGGUGAGGGCUGUAAAAGUAAUUACAGAUUCAGGACUGAGUAUUGCUGAAUCAAUCACAGACAGGCACAAACAGAACACUGUCUGGAUUAAACGAAAUCUGCCAAAUACAACCCAUUACUUUGACAUAUGGCAUGUAUGGAAAGGUAGAUGUACUAUGUGUUCUCAUUAAUUAUGCAUCUCAACAAAAAUAGGAUGUGGUCCCUUGUUUUUGAAGGAGCUUGCAGUUAAUUUAUGGAAUUUUAAAAUAUAUUCCUUUGGCCUACCCAGGCUUGUGCAAAAAGAUCAACAAGCUUGCCAAGAAAAAGGACUAUGACGAAUUGGUGAGUGACGCCAGUCCAUUUCCAAUCCCAUGUAUUGGUGUGCAGCUUCGACACCUGAUGGAAAUGGCAAAGUCAUACAAGAAAAAUGGAAAAUACUACCAUUACACAUUCAAAACAUUCAUGUCAAUGCAGAGAGUGAUCUAUAUCCUGAAUGUGGGCAUGGCAACCUGCAAGGAGAUGCAACUGAUCGGCUUUGGCUGCAACCAGGUAUAGUAAUUGCUAUAUAUUACACCUGACAAAAAAAAUAAAACAACUUUUGUUUUCAUCAUUUCUUGUGUAAGGACAGAAAUUAAAGUUGUGUACAACAGAAACUUACCAAUGUAAAGAUUUUUCGAAUGCCUAAGGGUACCUUUAUACUGUUCAUAAUACAUUCAAUUGUAAUUUGAAGCACUGAGUUUACAAUUAUAUGAUUUCAUAUCUCAUAGGCUCAUGCCCAGCUGUUAAACUGGAGGAGUUGUUACUGAAGCCUCAACUGCUGAAGGAUGUAGUAUAA